AUGAAAACUUUAGUUAUUCUUAAUAAAACACAAUUUUUUGUUACUGUCAUUGAAGGUAAUAAAGACUGUUUAAAUAAGCCAGGUUAUAUGUGUGAAGCAAAUGGUUUAGCAAGUGAUGUUUUUGAUAAUUCUUCAGCAGCUAUAAUUCAUUAUAUAAACAAAGAUAUAACAUUUCAUCCAUUCAAUUGUAUCUAUGAUAAAUUUACAAUAUUUAUUUAUGGAAUUGGUGCAUCUUCAGAUGAUGAAUUAUAUUAUGCAGGCCCAGGGUUUAAAUCUUUUAUUUGCAAAAUAGGGUCUAAAAAAAAAAGUACUCUAUUUGUACAAGAUAUAAAAAAUAAUAAUUCCACAGUAAAAAUUUAUCAAGAUAAUAAUUUGAUGUCUACACAUGUUGGUAGUGAUCCAAAUGAUGUAUGGGAAAAGAUUGGAUAUUUAAAAAAUUAUAAAAGCAUUGACUGGUUUGGUAUCAAUCAACCCCAAGUUCAAUCCUUUAUUCAAACAAUGCAUAUACCUAAAUGCUUACCUGAAGAAUGGAAUAAUGUUAAUAAAAUGGAAACUUUGUGGAAUUAUUAUCUACGAAAAUGUACAUUGGCUUCAGUGCAAUGGAGUGAAUUUUUCAUUAAAUGGCAAAGUGAAAAAAAUUCUGUAAUUAAAAUUACAGAUGCUUUAAAAAACCUAUAUCCAGAAAAUCAUGUGUUUGGAUUUUUGAGUCCACAUCCACUACCUAAACAGGAUGCUAAUGAUGGAGAAGUUCUUUGGGAUUGUUUUCAUCAAUCAUUACAAGCCAAUAAAAAAGGAUAUAAUAGGAAAAAAAGAAUCCUUUCUAUAAUAGCAGAAAAUUUUCUUAUAAAACUUUGA
Entrophospora sp. SA101 is the source of this 855-nucleotide messenger RNA. Lineage: Eukaryota; Fungi; Glomeromycota; Glomeromycetes; Entrophosporales; Entrophosporaceae. The record is from the annotation of a GenBank genome assembly.